This is a messenger RNA of Nannizzia gypsea CBS 118893, 1299 nucleotides long. RefSeq names its product DUF890 domain-containing protein. The record is from RefSeq and is a predicted model, not a curated record. Gene Ontology annotation, cellular component: nucleus. Lineage: Eukaryota; Fungi; Ascomycota; Eurotiomycetes; Onygenales; Arthrodermataceae. Bases 1 to 1299 code for a protein of 432 amino acids. Gene Ontology annotation, molecular function: 23S rRNA (adenine(1618)-N(6))-methyltransferase activity. Gene Ontology annotation, biological process: rRNA base methylation. The transcript is spliced from 9 exons.
AUGGAUUCUGCAGGGAACAUCUAUCGGCAUAAGGUCGAUUUCGCGGCCCUGGCCUUACAAGACCCGGCCUUCAAGGAGUUCUUGAGUGCAAAGGGACAGCUGGAUUUCAGCAACCCAGAUGCCGUUAGACAGUUGACCGUUAGCCUACUUCGUCGUGACUUUGGCUUGGAUGUCGAGCUUCCUGACGACAGGCUCUGUCCGCCGGUGAAUGAUUGCAGUCUCAACUACAUACUGUGGCUGCAGGAUUUGAUAGCCUGCACUGGCGAUGACUACGGAGAAAAACUGGACGCUGAAAGAGAUGUUGUUGGUCUCGACAUCGGAACGGGAUCAAGCUGCAUAUAUCCAUUGCUAGGAACAGUGCACAGGAAGCGAUGGACAUUCGUGGCAACAGAUAUCGAUGAAAAGAAUUUACAACAUGCUAGGGAAAAUGUGCGGCGAAACCACUUGCAAUCGCGUAUCCAGGUGGUAGAUUCCACGCCAGACGGGCCCUUAAUCCCUCUUGACAGAAUCCAGCGAAAGAUGCUAGACUUCACCAUGUGUAAUCCUCCGUUCUAUGAAUCCCACGAGGAGAUGCUGCAACUGGCGGAAGAGAAGGAGCAUGAGCCACUUUCUGUUUGUACUGGAGCAGAGAUGGAAAUGAUUACGCCCGGAGGAGAAGUUGCAUUUGUUAAAAAGAUGAUCCAGGAGAGUCUACGUUUGCAAGAAGCUGUCAGAUGGUACACCUCCAUGCUAGGCAAACGCAGCAGUCUCCUCUCACUUAUCGACGAGCUCCAGAGGCUCGAUAACAAAAAUUGGGCGGUCACGGAAUUUAUCCAGGGGGAUAAGACCAAACGUUGGGCUAUAGCCUGGUCAUGGAAGGAUAUACGACCGACAAUGGGAGUUGCGAGAAGCAUAUCCAACGUUCCCAAAAAACACCUACCCUUCCCGUCUGAGUUCCAUUUCAGCCUGCCAUGUAAAUCCGUGGACUCUUUGAUCGAAGUGAUAAAUGCUGAAAUCAAAUCGUUCCGGAUUCCUUGGAAUUGGGAUACCCAAAGGUCAAGCGGACUGGGGUUCACAAUGGAAAACGCUUGGUCUCGACACGCAAGGAGGAAGAGACAACAGCAGGAAGCUGCUCAGGAUGGGCCUGGCGAGGCAGAAGCUCUGUUCGAUACCGAGAAUGCAGUGUUUGGGUUUAUCAUUCAGGUGAGGCGCCCGGGCCUCGAAACUGCUGAUGUCACUGUGAGAUGGGUAAAGGGCGUUGAUUCAGUCAUCUUUGAGAGCUUCUGCGGUAUGUUGAAGAGGAAAGUAGGGGGAAGAUAG